Messenger RNA from Porites evermanni, 8477 nucleotides. The record is from the annotation of a GenBank genome assembly. NCBI's taxonomy places the organism in Eukaryota, Metazoa, Cnidaria, Anthozoa, Scleractinia, Poritidae.
GUGCCUUGCAAUUUUGCCAGACUGCAAACAACAUUUAUCGCAAAAAUUACUUUUAAAUGGCUAGACGUUUGAUAUGUUUUUCACCGUGCAAAAGUGAGAGAAGAUUACAAACAAGUCAAUUCUCUCAGAAGCUUUCAAGAUUGGAUCACAUCCACAAAUCCGUCAUGUAAGAUAUACUCAACUGACAUUUUGCCAUGGCAGGUUUUGUCAAUGUGGAAGAAGCAAGAAAUAUUCUCGAAUACUUCAGCUGAAAGGCGAAUGCUGUGCAUCCUGUAUGGUAAGUAACGGAAUACAAUUAAAACGUGGCUUAAAUUUCGGAAUACAAUCAAAACGUGGCUUGAAUUUAAGAAUCUUAAGCUUAAAAAUGUAUCACGCAUUUGUUGUAAACUGCCUGACAGUACUGCUCUUCUUUAUACAUAGCCAGUACUUUAUAAACAACAUAUCUUCUGGGAUGUAAAUGAGCUGCAAAGCGGCUAUAGAAGAGAAUUUUGAAUUUUGAUCCAAAGUAGAGUUCGUCCCAUGUGAGGUAUUAAAAUUAAUUCAAGACAGUCUACUGGACUCCUGUUUCCCAGUAGCUCCCAGUGGUACUUGGAUUUCGGAUUCCCAGUGCUACUUGGCUUUUGGAUUCCCAGUGCUACUUGGAUUCCAGAUUCCCAGUUGUAUGUGGAUUCCACAUUGUAAUCAUUUGCGGGAUUUCAGAUUCCUUGAACUUAAUUCCAGAUUUCAAAGCUCAGGAUUCCAGAUUCCUCUAGAAAAAAUUUCCCAGAUUUUUAAAUCCACACAAAAAAAACCUUCCUGGAUUCCAGAACCUGGAUUCCCUCACAUGCUAGCUAGCACUUGUUACUCUCGAUCUAUCGCCCCAUAUGGGGCAAUAGAGUAACAAGUGCUAGCUAGCACCAGUGCCAACUUCAACACAAAUCAAUACUUCUUUAUGAGUCAUCUAUUUCCUUCUCUUUUACUUUAAGCUAUCUGGAGUGAAACAUACUAGAUCAGGAAUACCUAUUCCUUUGGAUCCUUCAGGAUGCGAAAUGUGUCUUUUGUUUGUUAAAUAUGGAAGGUGUCGCUUUAAGAGCAAAUGUAAAAGAUCUCACUGGACACCCCCUUUACCAGGUGCUUAAUAUAUAUAUAUACUAGUACUAACCAAAAGUUAAGCAGUGCAUUGUGCAUGGUCUCAUGAUGACCAUUCUGAUGAUCAGGGUGGCAAAGGGGUUUUCCUUGAUGCAUGAUGGGACCUACAUUAUCAGCAUGAUGCGUGAUCGAGCCUAAAUUAGCCUCAUGAUGCGUGAUUCACUAUUUUCAGAACACGUGACUUGUGAUUUUCCUUUGAAAUUUCCAUGAUGGUUGAUAUCAUUAAUUUAAAAGCAGAGACAUUAAAAAUUAAUAUAUAGUUAUGAAACCAACUUCUUGCCCUUUUUUCUCAUUCAUCGUCCUGUAAUUUCUUCAGAUCACAUGAUAAUAGGAUACUUGUUAAUGUAGUUGAUAGAUAUAUUUUCUUUUUCGAGAUGCAUGAUAGCUUAAAAUAAUCGACGUGAUGCAUGAAAGGUACUCCCCGCCCCCCUUUGCCACCCUGGGUGACUUACAGUUUUUGGACACACAACUGCAAAGAUAGUUGGUUGGUCAACUAAAUUUGCCCCAUGUCCAACAAAAUCUCAAUAAAAUGUGGCUGGACAUCAUGUCCUGACAAAGUUGGAAACAUAGACUAUCAUUUUGCAGAUUAAUAAUAAAAACUUUAGCUUGAAAAAAUGAGAAUAUUGCCAAUGAAACCAAUGAUAUAAAAUACACUGUUGCAGUGAAAACAUAGAGGUUAUUACCUUGCACAAUUUUCAUUUAAGAUGUCCAAUGCAUCCUUGAUUCAGUCUGACCCACAAAAUUAAUUGUGUUGUUUGACUGAAGACCCUCACUGGUGCCUUUGCACGCUCUUUAUGCAGGAAGUCUCAUAACUUAAACAAUUGUGAACAGUUUUUGAAGAAAUCUCUGAGUGACAAAUAGCCAAACACAUGUCCUUUCAAGAAAGAGAAAUUAUUUGCAGUUCUGGUAAAAAAAAAGUGGAAGCAUUAACUGGAAGUCUGGAAUUUUUUUGUAGAUGAAGAGUAUGCCAAACCACCACCCCUGCCACCGUACCCACCGCCAUCAGCUUCUAUUGGCAACAGUGCAUCAGGAAGAGAACUUUUAAGUCAUAAUAUUUACAUGAAAGAUGAACUAAGACAUCACUUACCUGUCUUGGAAUCAAUCCAUAACCAGCAUAGAUCUACUGCUUUUGCUGAAAUGACUUGUGGACAGACCAGUGUACAAAAUGUGGCUUGUGUAUACAAGACUUUGCCUGUAAACCAAGAGAAUGUAUACCAAACACAGGAGGUGUCUCCAUUUUCAAUGAGCCAACAAAAUCCUGGAGUUGUUUUGGAAUAUGGAUAUGGUGCAAACAGACAAGUGACAAUGGUACCAGUAGUUUCAUGCAUUAAUGGUGUUGAUAUGACCUUAGGAAAGGAAACUCAAGGUGUGCAGUCAAAAGACAAUGAUAAAGGGUCUGCUAGUGAUUCCAAGUCGGUGGCAGAACCAACAGAUACACUUAUCAAUAAAAUAGCAGAAGUUCUUUGCAAAAGAAAGUGCAGAUUUGAUUUUGUGUAUAAUCCAGAGUCACAAGCAAGAGGUUGGUACACUUCACAUAAUAAAUAACUGAAAAUAAUUAUUUAUUUGUCCACCCUCGACCUAGCCUACAAAGCAGGCAUAUUUUGCAGCGCAAACAAUGAUUCUAAGGGAGAGGUUGACGGGUCAACUCCUCGCGUCUCCUCCUUUCCCACCCCCUCUCUAGUUUUUCAAUAAUUGCUUUCAUGUUGGUGGCCACAAUCAAUGUACUUCUGUGUUGCGCUUUCAUCAUAAAAGCCUACUCUGUAGGCUACAUGUACCCUGGACCCUUUCUCUGAGUGUACAGCUGUAGCCUGGGAGGAGGCUUAUAACCCUAGGGUGGGGUGUGUGUGUGCCUAAGAAAGGGAAAAGAGUGAAAGCUUGCAUCUUUUCACUCACAUCUCAGCCUGAGCUUUCUGUUAUGUAGACUGCUGGCAGUCCACAAGGACUAAUGCUAAAUUUAUUGUUUACAGGACACAUCUCUUACGUGUAUGAUGUUAAAUUUUUUGUUUGCAGCAGAAGGCUGGACGUAUAAGAGCAGCGUUGAUCAAAGUUACCAGCAGUAUGGAGCUUACUAUGAUCAUGUUAAAAAGAAGCUGGAAUUUCAAAACCAACCAAAGAGCAAGGUAAAGGUUAGAAUUAACUCAUAAUCAUCAUCAUCAUCAUCCUCAUGUCCGGACUCGUGCCAUACACCUCAUCUCUUCUGGCAAUGGUGGGUUGACUUCUUCGAUAACACUGGAAAUUAGUGAACAAACGUCAAUUUUGGACUAUCAAUUUUACUUGAUCACCACUACAUUCUCAGUAGCUGCUUAUCAGGAAUGAAUAUUCAAGGUAGAAAUGGAUACAAAGCUUUAAUACAAGAAAAUGGGAGAAAACAAUCGGGGUCUAGCUUCAGUAGAAACUUUCCGGAGUAAGGCAUAGUUUACCAAAUCAAGCGCAUCUCGUCAAGUGUCCCAAAUCAUUUUCACACAUUUUUUUAUGAGUAUAGCUAGGCAUUCGUCUGUCUUAUCCUUACCACCAUGUUUUUCCAGAAGCAGUAAUGGCUUUUGCGUAUGGCAAAACAAUGCAUUUUUUUAUAUGAAAAAAGUGGAGAUACGUAGGGAGUUUCGUUUCGGCGACUUACGACGCUGUUAUCAUAAAAUGGGUAAAUGAAAGCAAGUUCAAAAGGAGUUCAGGUUCUGCAAAUUUACAUGAAGGAAGCUAAGCUAGACAAAGAUGUUGUUUACUCAUCUUUGACAUGUCAGGUAUGCAGGUGUUCACCAGUGCUGGGUGCUGGUAGUCAUGCCCUUGGGUACCCACUGUUCAUUUGCCCGUACUCCUAGGAAACCAAUCCCAGAAGCAUUUGAAUUACAAGCAAGAAUUGAAAUGCUUCUGGGGCUAAUUCUACAUUUGUAUGAGUAAGUACCCCAGGGAUAUCCCGUCCAAUCUGCCUGCCCUUUUCCUAGUGGAUACCCCAUGUAAUCCGACCAUGGUAUGCAUCACCACCCUAAUGAUCAGUUUGCCUGUUUAAGGCUUAUUUUCACACGCUAUUUUGUUUUUUUUUUGGUUGUUUUUUUUUGUAGGUGGAGAAAAAGAAUUUUAAGUUUUUACGAAGAGCCCAUUGGAAUACCUGCCAAGAACUCAAAGCAAGGCUGGCCGAACUUCCUCCAUCGUACUCCCUGAGGGUCGAUCUUUCCGGAGUGAACUUCAGCAGGCUGCGGCCAUAUUUUUAUCUUUUAGUUCAUAAGGUACAUUGAUAUUUUAGUUUUUUUUUUUUUUCUGUCAACUUGUGAGAAUUUAUUUGCCAAUAAACGUAAUAAGGUUUUUACGGUUAUUUUUCUGCGGUUAUUUUCCCACCAUGGUGCGGCCAACAUUGUACAAAAUGAGAACGUGUGUCAGUGACCAUUAUCCUCUUCAUUAUCCUCCUUUGUCUGGUGUAGCACAAAGAAGCCGGGUAAUUUUGCCAAGAAAAGAAGUUUAUGUACUGAGAAACUGAUCAAGAUAAAUUAUGAACAGAAGACCAUGGUAGCCUAAAGAAACUCGGCUGUCUGGUAUUUAUUAGAGACCUUUAGUAAUGGUUAGUGAGCAUAAGGUGAGGGCAGCAUGCAGAAUAUGAUCCUUAGUAUUGGACAUUACUGGAAACUGAAAACCCCUUUGAGCUUUUGAGAGUUUUUGCCCAAACAAUGGAAAUUGUACAAGUCUUAAAGUCUUAAAUUGAGUGAGGUAGUUAUGGGUGAAUUAAGUCGUAAUCGUCCCUUGCAACCAAGAAAACUAACACACGAAAAUGUGGUGAGGUUGAAAAUGAGUUUGGCAAGAGUAAAGCCAUGUUUAUCCGUCUAACACUCUUUCUUUGCAGUGCUUCCACGCCCAAGGAACAACAAACCAUCACUGGAAGCCUUCCCCGUUUUCUUGUUUAGUUGCUGAAACGUUAAUUGCCUUGUUCGUCACUGGCAACACAUCACCUGCAGAGGCGGAGAAAAGGAUCCAGGACUGGUGCGCAAGGCCAGUCAGGGUUAGUAACAUUCAGUACCUUGUUUAUAUAAUCAAUAGUUCAGACCAAGAAAAAUAUAUAAUGGGAGAGAGAGGUAAACGCUCAGUCUAAUCCCUUGGGACAUGUGAAUUUCACCAAAGUUUUUUGGACCAAUUAAACGCUUGAAAUCAAUCGGAAGUUGGUUUCCGGAGAGGUCCGCAAACUUUUUUCCCGCGUUGUCAAGAGAGAAAAAUGGGGCAUUAUGCUAUGCUGAAUCGAUGACAUUUCAAAUAAUCUAUUUGAUUGUUAAUUGUACGGACGUCCUAGGACGUGGACAACCUCUAAAUAUAACUUAAAUGAAUUUCGCAUAUCCCGGCCAACGGUCUAAGAUUCCUAUCUGUCUUAUUAUUUUUCUCUUGCUCAUUUUGCGAUCGAGAGAGGGCUUAACCUCCUUCAGUAUAAAUAACCGUACUAACUAUUGUAGCGGAAAAAAGUAAAAUGAAGCUUUCCGGGGUUUCUUUUUUUUUUUUUUGAGAACACGCGCAAAAACUUUAAGUAAAAUCUCGUACUUGUACUCGUUGUCAUCCUCAAAUCUACAGCUCUCUAUUUUCAAACCGCCUAAAAAAACCAUGACAAAACUAACGGUUUUCAAAAUAGUCAUCAUCUAACUAAGGCCCUGUUCACACUAGCCUGCGAAUACAGCCGUCUCUUUCCACCCGCCUCGCCCGGCACUCAGGACGUUUUGCGGGAGAUAGACUCUCCACUGCGAAACGUCGUUGGUGGCUAGGAGCGAGGAGAGACAGCUGUAUUCGCAUUCGUGUCCACACGAAUCCAGGUAUUUUUGAAACCGCAUUACGCACCAAUCGGCCGCUUUUUACGCAAAGCCAGUGAUUCCACCCAACAAAAACCGUUUUUUAGAAUUGUAUUUUUCUUUUCCUUUUUUUUUUUAAACCGGCGAAUUUGACGAUUGAAACCGUAUAUUUCCGAAUGGAGUAUCACCAUCAGCCAACCCGGAUUCGUGUGGACGAGGCCUAACAAACCUGAGGCCAAAGAUAAGGCGGGCUCAUUUUACGCCCAUCUCUCCGCGAUUGCUUCUGUUUUAAAGCUACUACAGCUAAACGAGAAGAAAAGAAUCAUAAAAAGGAUUUGAGGUCACACCUGGGAGUCGAAGUCGGGACCUCUUCACUUGCAUUCGCCACUUUAGAAACGAUAACGGAACUACAGCCGAAGUGUGUCCUGUGUUUCUGCGAACCUUACUGGGGCCGCGCUGGUCAGCGAUUGGCCAAUUUUUUCACGCCUCUAGUAACAAUCCCAGAAGUCUUUGCGAAGGUUAACUCGGCCCAGUUUCCCCCUCGUUUCCAGGGACUUAACGAUCCGACGACGCGAUGGCAGCGAACACGUCGCUUAAAAAGUGNAGGUCACACCUGGGAGUCGAAGUCGGGACCUCUUCACUUGCAUUCGCCACUUUAGAAACGAUAACGGAACUACAGCCGAAGUGUGUCCUGUGUUUCUGCGAACCUUACUGGGGCCGCGCUGGUCAGCGAUUGGCCAAUUUUUUCACGCCUCUAGUAACAAUCCCAGAAGUCUUUGCGAAGGUUAACUCGGCCCAGUUUCCCCCUCGUUUCCAGGGACUUAACGAUCCGACGACGCGAUGGCAGCGAACACGUCGCUUAAAAAGUGAAUUCACGUUCUUCCAGUUUUUAUCUCGAUUAUUCCUACCCAUUUACUGUAUCAAAAGUAGGCAGAUUCCCCUGUAGUUGAAUUCCUAGGAUCCCUAUUCGACCUAUUCAAGUUAAAAAAAUGAAAUAGAAUUUCGUGGUCGCUUGUUUACGUCUUCUAUAAAAUAUAAAAUUAGGCAAUUUUACGUCCUAGUCGGGCAAAAACGGCAAAGAAAUGUACAAAAACCUGUGAUGCACGUACAAAGUUGCUGUUUUGCUUUCUAAACCCAUUGUUUUUGUUGUUGUUGUUGUUGUUUUGUUUUGUUUUUUUGACGUUCUCGUCACCAUCGUGUCGUCGGAUCGUAAAGUCCCUUCCAAAGUGGCGAAUAGAAGGCCGCGCACUGACCAACUGUGCCAAUCCUUACCCCUGUUGAAUAAAACCUUAUGUGCCGCAAGUAUGACGUUUAGUCCUUCCUUAUCACCUCUGUGUUCGUUCCUAGGUGCGUCAGUGUGUUUCACACUUGUGGAGCAUUAUUGUGAAGUCUUCAAUGUCACCUACCGGAGUUGCACAGGAAGUACUGAACUGUGAGCAGCAAGUGUUUUCUAAGAAACCGUAAGUUUCUAAGCACCUAUUUUUCGCAUUUGCUGUGAAAACCUAACACUCCCCAUCCUUCUAUGCCUUUCUGAACUUUCGAAUGCGGUAUGGAAGGUGAAUAACUAAACAGCGGAAACUAGUUAUUGCUUUCAAUUGUACACCCUGAAAGGUCGGGCUCCUGGGGUAGGGCUGUUACAUGCUUAAAUUCUGGCUCAACCUUUUAUACACCAGCAUUGCUGAAAAAAAUGGGAAGUGCAGCACCUCACUUUUAUUAUGGCAUAGUUAUGACUGGGAUUAAAAACAAUAGAGAGAAGUGUGACGUCACGUUACCAUGGUAGCCAAAUUUCUGGAUCUCAACAAUCUAUCUUGACAGAGAAGGCCAUUUGCAUUGUCAAACGAUUAAAGAAAAGUAUGGGCAACUGUUUUGUUCUUGACUGUAAUCAUGUACAGGAAAGUCAUACAUGACAGAGUCACAGCCUGGGCUGUUAAGCAGAUACGAGCAUUAGCCUGAAGCCUUAAAACCGAUCUUGAGUCAGGUUUCCUUAAGAUCAACCCGCUUCGCUGAGCUCGGGGCUUCAGAAACCGCUCUGUGCUUUAUUUUCGUCCUUGGUCCGAAUACUAUUUAUCCACCAGGCUUCCCUUGUUUUCGAUAUUUCCAUUUGUAAGUUUGCUGUGGAUUUUCACUGUUGUUUUAAUUGACUGGAAUCAUGAUUGUUUUUUCUCCUGCAGAUGGGCCUUGGACUACGCCUAUGCUUGUAAGUUAUCAGGACCUUUAGUAAAGGGAGAUAUAAGACACUUUGCUCACAAACAUACUGCUAGGAUCAUCCAAUCGGUCAAACAAGGAAUUCAAGCUGGUAAGAGAACAUCACUUUUACAAUCGAAAAGAACAAAUUCAACACCUUCUACACGCGAUGGAAAUGUUAAUUUAAGGAAAAACGGCAGGAAAGGCAAGGCGGUUUCUAAAACGCCGGGUGAUGGAGCGGAAACAGCGAAGGGCGCAACGGGGAAGCGAAAGAAAAGAAAACGACCUCAGCAUCUGUCGCUGCUUGACGAACAAGGAAAAAGAGAUUUGUUCAAGCGGUGUAGGACAAUUCUUGAUGACAACUGAGACAAGUUGAAACUACAACGAUGAUACUAGUGAUCAAUAACAAAC